AUAUCUCUUGUUAACAUGCUUAAUUUCUUCAUCACUCAUCAUUAUCUCUUUCAAUUCCCAUCCACAUGGCAACGCCAACCCCAACCCAAUCCUCCUCUACUGAAGCAAAAACAAUUUCAGACGACGACAUACUUAUUGCUGAUGAUUUGCCAAGAGAAAAAAGAUGGGUAGAUGAUAAUCAAGCCAUGUAUUUGUACAAUGGGUUUUGGCAGCUAACAUGGAGCCUCCUCCAUGGGCUCCUAGCCCUCCAACAACACUUCAAACCACACCCCAAUGAUGUUCUCUUAGCCAGCUACCCCAAAUCUGGAACCACUUGGCUCAAGGCUCUUGUGUUCACCAUUGUGAACCGCCCAAAGUAUCCGUACAAUGGAAUUAACCACCCUUUGCUCACCUCAAAUCCUCAUCAUUUGGUUCCCCAUUUGGAGAUGUACGCCACUGAAAACCCCACCAACCCCAGGCCUAUUACAGAACCCCCCUUGUUUCACACCCACAUUUCCUACCAAUCAUUUCCUCAUCAACACAUCCAUAGCUCCUCUUCUUCUUCUUCUUCUUCUUCGUGUCGGAUUGUUUACGUGUUUCGUGACCCAAAGGACGUUUUGGUUUCUCUCUGGCACUUCACGCGCAAGCUGACCGCCAAACACCUCACCCCCAUUUCUCUCCAGGAGGCUUUCCACCGGUUCUCGCGCGGCGUCUCUCCUUACGGCCCCUACUGGGAUCACGUCGCUGGCUACUACAAAGCCAGUGUGCAAUUCCCCGACAAAGUGUUGUUCCUGAGGUACGAGGAUUUGAAGAAGACAGACAGUGUCGUCGACCACGUCAAGAAGCUGGCGGCGUUCCUGGGCCAAACUUUCUCUGAGGAGGAAGAUAAUGAAGGGGCGGUCCAGAAAAUCAUAGAUUUGUGCAGCUUUCAGAAACUGAGCAAUUUGGAAGUGAACAAAGAUGGGUCACAGCACGUAACUAUGUCGGCGGAGACGUAUGUGAUUAAACACAGCGCUUAUUUUAGAAGAGGUGAGGUUGGGGAUUGGAAGACCCAUCUUACACAGGAAAUGGUGGAGGUUCUAGACCAAAUCACUCACGAAAAAUUCAAGGAAUUUGGGUUGGAUGGGUUAAAUUGAAGGCAUUUCUGCAUCCCAUCCGGACAAAUAAAACUGCAUAAUAAUAUAAUAUAAUGUUCAAAAUAAUAUAAUGCUAUUUUCUCUUAAAUGCCA
Molecule: messenger RNA, 1208 nt
Organism: Ipomoea nil (Japanese morning glory)
Lineage: Eukaryota; Viridiplantae; Streptophyta; Magnoliopsida; Solanales; Convolvulaceae
Product: flavonol 3-sulfotransferase-like
Exons: 3
Coding region: 66-1115 (349 amino acids)
Biological process (GO): sulfation
Cellular component (GO): cytoplasm
Molecular function (GO): sulfotransferase activity
Source: RefSeq, a predicted model, not a curated record